AUGUCGUUCUUUACAAAUACCCCUCGCCGCGGUAGACGUGAUGCCGACUCCGAGCUCUAUUCCCGGCCGCGCACACAGGCCACCGAUCUGCCCAAAGAAUCUUCUGUGACUCUUCUGAAUAUCAUGAAGCUCAAUUCAGGGUCUAGCCUUACGGUCUGGGGCAAUGAGAUCCUUCAUGUCUUGCGACCUCUCAAGCUCGAUGCACUCGUAGCCAGUGAUCUUCCAAGGCCCCUCCCAGGAGACGCCGACUACAGCAAAUGGAAGUUCUGGACUCUUGUCGUUGCUGAAUGGCUGUUCAAUCAGGUGGAUAAAUUGCUUCAAUACAAAGUGAAGGCACACUCAAACGAACUUGCUUUCGCCGAUGAAAUAUUCAAUGCAAUCAAGCUUCUGAGCCUGCACAGCCAGUCCGCUUUUCUUGCAAACGAGUUGAAGCGGUGGGAAGACCUCAACCGAGAUGAUUUCUCUACGUCCGCGGAUUUCAUCAUGGCCUAUCAAAACCAGUACAAUCGUCUGAAAACAGAGAACCAUGCGCCUUCUUGUGAUUUCGCACUUGGUAGACUUCUGCAAGAGCUGCACGGAGAAGUGAUGAAGGUCCCGUUCAUUCAGGAAGAGGUGAAAGAUUUGGGGCGACCUGUGGACUACCAACUCUUCAUUUACUACUGCAAAGUGUUGAUCGACGAGUCCCGCAAGCUGAAUGUCUCGGCCGGUCCUUCUGCGUCUGAAGAUGCCAGUGUGGGUGUUUAUGGAGAAUUUAGAGCCCGAAGCCCAAGCCGUGGACGUGACAUCUCCUACCGCAGCUGGAGAAAAAGCACCAAGGGACGCGGCCCGGCAUGGGAGUAA
Messenger RNA from Penicillium coprophilum, 840 nucleotides. RefSeq lists its product as uncharacterized. The record is from RefSeq and is a predicted model, not a curated record. The transcript has a single exon. Bases 1 to 840 code for a protein of 279 amino acids. Lineage: Eukaryota; Fungi; Ascomycota; Eurotiomycetes; Eurotiales; Aspergillaceae.